AUGUCUUUACAGCAACUACCACAGCUGGUUUCAAAUUGGUUAUUCAAUGUGAUACAACCGCUGUAUAUUUACAAACAGAUAGUUUAUAACAAUGUUUAUCACUUGCUACAGUUGCAUUUGAAGAAGAAUUUUAAUUUUCGAAUAAGAACCAAAGUAUAUACUGACGAAGAAACCGGAGAGUCUUGUUUGUUGCUCAAUUUGUUCAAAACAAUUUUGAUAGAUGAGAACAUUAGUGUACCAAUAGAGAUUUGGAUACCAUUUACCUAUCCCUACAGUGAUUUUGAGAGACAAGGAGUGCCAUUGGUGUAUAUUGUGCCAGAUCAUUCUAAGAAUUGGUUCUUGAAACCUAGUAAUAAUGUUGAUUCACAAGGAAAGUUCUACCAUCCGUAUCUAUCGGCUUGGCAUCGCGAAUACACAGAAUCCAACUUUCAUGCUGGUGAAUUGUACAACUUAAAUGAGUUGGCCAAUAUUGUUCAUCAAAGUGUAUUGGCAGACCCACCAAUACUUAAUCGACUGCCUAUAUUGAGUAGUGGCGCACCGCCUCCGAAGCCAGCAAAGGUUGAAUACGGAAAGAGCUCUUUCACGUUUAAUAGAUAUCCGCAAAAUGAGGGCCAGCUUUUCCCACUUGAAACAAGUGGACCAUCAUUACCAGAGAAACCACCAAAAAUUACUUUGGCAAAUCACACGUCUUCUCAAUAUACCGGAAACAGCAGCAGCAUUAAUAUCGGCAUUGGCAGCAGCAGCAUUAACACUGGCAUUGACAUUGGCAGCAGCAGCAUUAACACUGGCAUUGACAUUGGCAGCAGCAGCAUUAACACUGGCAUUGACAUUGGCAGCAGCAGCAUUAACACUGGCAUUGACAUUGGCAGCAACAGCAGUGGUGGUAAACAACCACCACCAAUUCCAUUAAAGUAUCAGGCGCCGUUACCAAUACCAGAUCAAUACACUAAAACACGACAACCACCACCUCCAGAUACGCCUUCAACUCAAGUGCCCGUUGCCAUGCUUCAGACCCUUACAAUAAACGAACGACAGAACUUCCUGCCUCCAUCUUUACCAAUGCAGAAAGUUGAGCCAGUAGACCUUGUGGAUAGCGAUAAUCCUCAGGUCUCUAGCAUAAGUGCCGAACGAAAAAUGGCGUUAGAGAAAUUAUCAGAAAGAUUAAACCAAUGUUUUGAAAGCGAUCCUAUACAUCAAAGUAUAGCCUUUGCCAAUGAAAAUGUACAAAAGGCAAAUGCUUUGUAUAGCCAACUAAGUCACCAUUAUCAACAAGCUAAAGAAAAUUCGAAAAACUUGGAUGGGCACAUUCAGUAUCUAUCUACGAUAUUAACAAAUAUAACAGAUUUGAAUAAAGAACUAACUAAAUUGAAUGAACAGAAUAACCAUGCAGAGUCCAAAGUGGUUGUUAAUUCCAAAUGCGACAUUCCACUUGACGAGUUGAUUGUGCCUGACCUGCUCUUGGUCAAGCAAUUAUACGAAGUUGUUCUGGAAAUAAAAGCAAUUAAGGAUACAAUGAAUUUGAUAUCUGGAAAUUUUCACAGCUGCUCAGAAAUUAUUAAUGAUAAAAAUCAAGAUUUCUGUGUCAAGACAAUGAGAAAUUUGGGAAGAGAGUUGUUCUGGUUAGAGUUGACAAAGAAUGAAAUUGCAAAUAUAAUGAAGUUGCAAACGAUUUAUUAG
Lodderomyces oxycetoniae is the source of this 1677-nucleotide messenger RNA. It is a transcript of the gene VPS23, whose product is annotated as ubiquitin-binding ESCRT-I subunit protein. Lineage: Eukaryota; Fungi; Ascomycota; Pichiomycetes; Serinales; Debaryomycetaceae. Gene Ontology annotation, cellular component: ESCRT I complex. The record is from RefSeq and is a predicted model, not a curated record. Gene Ontology annotation, molecular function: ubiquitin binding. Gene Ontology annotation, biological process: endosome to lysosome transport; protein modification process; protein transport. Bases 1 to 1677 code for a protein of 558 amino acids. The transcript has a single exon.